ACGUCAGAUGGCACUGUAGUUGCUAUAAAGUUUGUUUACUUCGUUCUCGUAGUAUUUAGUUCGUAGCAGCUCGUAGUGGUAAUUUAACCACCAAUGGGUAGAAGAUAUUAUUGCGAGUAUUGUGACAGAUCCUUUAAGGAUGACCCAGAAGCCAGAAAAAAACAUCUUUCGAGUUUACAACAUACAAAAAAUCGCGCAGAUCAUUAUAAUAUGUUCAAAGAUCCAGAAGCUAUAUUAAAAGAAGAAAGUGCAAAGAUACCAUGCAAAUGGUAUUUAAGUGGUGGUGAUUGCGCAUUUGGCCUUGGUUGCAGAUAUUCCCACUAUACUCCUCCUAUGAUAUGGGAACUUCAACGACUCGUUGCUAUGAAACAUCAAGCAAAACUGAAUGUGAUGCUUGAAAAUGGUUGGCCAAAUAAUGAUGAUAUAAUCAAAGAAUAUUUUGAGAAUGCUACAAGUACAAGCAAUGCAGAUGAUUUUAUUUAUCCUGUUUGGUCUAGACCAUUGGAAUUACAGAAUUGUUCCAUGUUGCCACCAUCAUUAUGGCCUAUCACACCAGAAAGCUUGGCAAAUACUAAAACUUUCAAGGAAUGGAGUUAAAAACAUAAGAAGUAUAGGAUUCUUUCUUAAAUUGAAUUAAAUUAAUUCGUAGUAAUUUGACUGCAAUCACAACUUGAUACAUGUAAAUGAUUCAAAAUGUACUUUCCUUUUCAAAGGAUCGAAUAUAUCGUAAAUAAAUUGAUAUAAAUACAAAAUA
Bombus pascuorum is the source of this 754-nucleotide messenger RNA. Its product is annotated as zinc finger matrin-type protein 5. The coding region runs from base 94 to 597 and encodes 167 amino acids. Gene Ontology annotation, molecular function: nucleic acid binding; zinc ion binding. The transcript is spliced from 4 exons. Lineage: Eukaryota; Metazoa; Arthropoda; Insecta; Hymenoptera; Apidae. The record is from RefSeq and is a predicted model, not a curated record. Gene Ontology annotation, cellular component: U12-type spliceosomal complex; nucleus.